GGGCCGCAUUGUUCUCCUAGCGGAGAGCCGGCAGCAGUACCGCUCAGGACUCCAGCGGAGGACCGCAGCAAACAGCGGACUCAGGAGCAUCUGUGGCUGGCGUACAGCGCACCAGAGCAGCCGCGGAGCGUCACGCGGGCUUGGGUAGCCGUAUAUCGGCGUGUAGACUAGGCUAACCCGCGCAGAGCAGCGAUGCUAUGACCGUGUGUUUCCCCCGCGCUGUCUGGAAGGCACGGGGGAAGGCAGGGAGGGACAGCCGGCGAGGGAGACACCGUCACCGGACAAGCUGACUGGCAGUGAGUGUGUGUGCAUUUGAGGGGUGAGCAUGGCUCCUAGGCCAUCUUCGGGUGAGUUAUGGGGGCUUCACCUGAUGCCCCCCCGCAUCCUGGUGGACUGCUGUCUGCCCAACGGCAUGCUGGUCAGUCUAGAGUGUCUGAGGGAGGCUCCACUCAUCAGCGUCAAACAGCAGCUCUUCGCCGAGGCCCGCAAAUACCCCCUCUACCACCUACUGCAGGAGGAGUCAUGCUAUAUCUUUGUGGGCGUGACCCAGGAGGCGGAGAGGGAGGAGUUUUAUGAUGAGACACGGCGGCUGUGUGAUCUCCGACUAUUCCAUCCAAUCCUGAAGGUCAUCGAACCCCUCGGCAACCGCGAGGAAAAAAUCCUGAACCGCGAGAUCGGCUUUGCUAUCGGAAUGCCGAUUUGUGAGUUUGAGCUGGUGAAGGACCCUGAGGUGCAGGACUUCAGGCGGAGCAUCCUGAGUGUGUGUCGAGAGGCGAUGGAGGAACGCGAGGGGGGCGGAGCUCACACACAAGCACUGUACGUAUACCCCCCCAGUGUGGAGUCUUCCCCUCAACUGCCACAACACAUCUACUGCAAACUGGACAAAGGUCGUUUGAUCGUCACUAUCUGGGUGGUGGUCUCUCCCUCGAAUGCGAAGCAGAAGUACACUCUGAAGAUCGCUCACGACUGCCUGCCGGAGCAGCUGAUAGCAGAGGCGAUCCGUAAGAAGACCCGCAGCAUGCAUCUGUCUGCGCAGCAGCUGCGGCUGUGUGUGCAGGAGUACCAGGGCCAGUACAUCCUUAAAGUAUGCGGCUGUGAUGAGUACCUGCUGGAGAAGUACCCCCUCAGCCAGUACAAGUAUAUCCGUAGUUGUAUAACAGUGGGCAAGUUGCCCCACCUGAUGUUGGUCAGUAAGGACAGUUUGUACAGUCAGCUUCCUGCCAGUGGAUUUGUUGCCCCGUCCUACAGCCGACGAACUCCCCAGCCCAGCCCCUGCCCUGGGGGGUCCGACCCCUCACCCCCUCGCUCACUGUGGGCCUUCAACACACUCCUCAGGGUGCGCCUGCUGUGCGCUACUUACGUCAACGUCAACAUUCGAGACAUCGACAAGAUCUACGUAAGGACGGGAAUAUAUCACGGAGGAGAGCCUCUAUGUGAUAAUGUUAACACACAGAGAGUACCCUGCUCCAACCCCAGAUGGAACGAGUGGUUGACGUAUGACAUCUAUCUGACGGAUCUGCCUCGCUCAGCCCGGCUUUGCCUCUCCAUCUGCUCUGUGAAAGGCCGCAAGGGUGCUAAAGAGGAGCACUGUCCGUUGGCCUGGGGGAAUGUAAAUCUGUUUGACUAUAAGGACACGCUGGUCAGUGGUAAGGUGGCUCUGGGUCUGUGGCCGGUUCCACACGGACUAGAGGACCUACUCAACCCCAUCGGGGUGGCGGGAUCCAACCCCAACAAGGAGACGCCGUGUGUGGAGCUGGAGUUCUCCUCCUUUAAUCAGAUGGUGGUCUUUCCAGAUGAACAGCAGAUCGAGGAGCAUGCCAACUGGAUCGUCUCACGAGAGCUGGGCUACAACUACUCUCUUAGUCUGAGUAAUCGUCUGGCGUGUGAUAGCACCAUCUCUCAGGCGGAGCUGGAACAGUUACGUUCACUCUGCAGCAGAGAUCCCCUGUAUGAGCUCUCAGAACAGGAGAAAGACUUUCUGUGGAGACACAGGCAUUACUGUGUGAAUAUUCCUGAGAGUCUUCCUAAACUGCUGCUGGCUGUCAAAUGGAAUUCCAGAGAUGAGGUGUCACAGAUGUAUUGUCUGUUGAGGGACUGGCCCCUGAUGCAGCCUGAGAGCGCUCUGGAGCUGCUGGACUGUAACUUUCCUGAUCCAAUGGUGAGAGAGUUCGCUCUGCGCUGUCUCAUCCAGGGUCUCACAGACGAUAAGAUCAGCCAAUACCUGCUGCAGCUUGUACAGGUUUUGAAGUAUGAGAUGUAUCUGGAUAAUCCUCUUGCUCGAUUCCUGAUAAAGAAAGCGCUGACCAAUCAGAGGAUCGGACACUUCUUCUUCUGGCACCUAAAGUCUGAGAUGCACAAUAAGACGGUGUCGCGCCGUUUCGGGCUGCUGUUGGAGGCGUUCUGCAGGGCUUGUGGAAUGUAUCUGAAACACCUGAACAGGCAGGUGGAGGCCAUGGACAAACUGGUCAACCUUACAGACACUCUGAAGCACGAGAAGAAGGACGAGACGCAGAAGACCCAGAUGAAGUUCCUGGUGGAGCACAUGUCUCGCCCUGAUUAUAUGGAGGCACUGCAGGGAUUUGUCUCUCCUCUAAACCCUGUACACCAACUGGGCAACCUCAGGUUAGAGGAGUGUAGAAUAAUGUCAUCAGCGAAGCGCCCUCUUUGGCUGAACUGGGAGAAUCCCGACAUCAUGAGUGAACUGCUCUUCACCAACAACGAGGUCAUCUUCAAAAACGGAGACGAUCUGAGGCAGGACAUGCUGACGCUGCAGAUUAUUAAGAUCAUGGAGAAUAUCUGGCAGAAUCAGGGACUGGACCUGCGGAUGCUGCCAUACGGGUGUCUCUCUAUCGGCGACUGUGUUGGGCUGAUUGAGGUGGUGAAGAACUCCUACACUAUAAUGCAGAUCCAGUGUAAAGGUGGUCUGAAGGGGGCGCUGCAGUUCAACAGUAACACACUUCACCACUGGAUCAAAGAGAAAAACAAAGGAGAGGGCUAUGAUAAAGCGAUUGAUCUGUUCACUCGCUCCUGUGCUGGUUACUGUGUGGCCACGUUCAUCCUGGGUAUUGGAGACCGACACAACAGCAACAUCAUGGUCAAAGAGAACGGACAGCUGUUCCAUAUAGACUUUGGUCACUUCCUGGACCAUAAGAAGAAGAAGUUUGGGUAUAAACGUGAGCGUGUGCCCUUCGUCCUGACUCAGGACUUCCUCAUCGUCAUCAGUAAAGGCAUGCAGGAGUGCACCAAGACCAAGGAGUUUGAGAGGUUUCAGGAGAUGUGCUACAAGGCCUACCUGGCAAUCCGCCAGCACGCCAGUCUGUUCAUCAACCUGUUCUCACUGCUGCUGGGCUGUGGGAUGCCGGAGCUGCAGAGUUUUGAUGACAUUGCCUACCUGCGUAAAACCCUCGCUCUGGAGAAGAGCCAGCAGGAGGCGCUGGAGUACUUCACCAAACAGAUGAACGACGCCCACCAUGGCGGCUGGACCACCAAGAUGGACUGGAUCUUCCACACUAUCAGGCAUAUGCCUAAUGAGCACUGAUCUACACACACACCCAGAGACUCACAAACACACUCAUACACACUGUUACUUACACACGGACCAAGAUACACACACUGACACUGGAAAGACUGAAAAGACAACCAGUUACUCUCAUUUGCUCAAAGAAAUACACUUAAACACACCUGCAGACACACAGACUUACACUCUGGAAACUGGAAAGCCACUCAUUUAUUCACACAGAACAUUAAUAGAACAGUAAUAGAAUACUCCGUGAUGUACACACACACACAGUAUUUAUUACACACACUGUGAGCGACAGUAUUAUGAUAUUUAGUUGUACCAACCUGAUCUCAUACCAAAUUGUCACUUUACUUAUGUCUUUCCACAGAUCUAGCUGCAGAGCUAACUUCAGUCACUGUUCUCAUGAAAACAAUGGCCAGUAUAUUUUACUUUUUUCAUCCUUUAGGGCUCUUACCAAAAUGAUUUUUACCAAAUAAUUUGUGUCAGUGAAAGAAAUUAAUAUUUAUUAAUAUUAUACUGAAUAUUUAUACAGAACAAAGAGAUUUGUAACUCAAAAUCAGAAUAAUCUACACAAUUAUACAUAUAUGUAUAUCAUAUCUAACCAACAAGUAGCUUAAUGGCUAACCUGCGCACACCCUGUUGAGGCUUGUUAGUGUAUGCAUUUAGGGCUCUUGGUAUUAUCAGCCUUUAGAGCUUAUGGUAAUUCUAUCAGUCUGGGAUUUGGUAGUGCCAGUCUUUUGGGUUUCUUGCAAUGCCAGCCUUUAGGGCUUUUACUCCUGGGAUUGUCAGCCUUUAAGGCUUUUGGUAAUGGCAAGUUUGGUGUUGUACUCUUGGUAGUGUCAGCCUUUAAGACUUUUGGUAUGAAAAUUCCAGCCCUAUAGGGCUUGUAGUAAUGCCAGAAUUUAGGGCUUUUGGUAACGCCAAGUUUGGGGUUUUACUCUUUAAGGCUUUUGGAAAUGCCAGGUUUUGGGUUUUACUCUUGGUAUUGUCACUUUUAAGGCUUUUGGUGAUGGCAAGUUUGGAGCUUUUACCAUUGGUAGUGUCACCUUUAAGGCUUUUGGUAAUGCCAGGUUUUAGGGCUUUUACUUUUGUUAGUGUCAGCCUUUAAGGCUUUUGGUAUGAAAAUUCCAGCCCUAUACUGCUUGUAGUAAUGCCAGAAUUGAUGGUUUUUGGUAACGCUAGCCUUUAGUACUGCUGAGCUUUAGGCUAUUACUCUUGGUAGUGUCAGCCUUUAAGGCUUUUGUUAAUGCCAGCUUUUGGCGCCUUUACUCUCUCUUUUAGGUCUCUUAGUAGCGCUAGUCUAUAAAGCUCUUGGUUGUCCAAAGUUUUAAGGCUCUUAUUCUUGGUAAUGUCAUAUUUUACAGUUCUUUGAAAUGGCAGUAUUUAUGGCUCUUGAUAUUGUCAGAAUUUGGGGCUCUUACUCUGGGUAGGGCCAGCCUUUAAACCUUUUACAUGUGGGUGUCCAUGAUAAACACUGGGAACAGAUAUUUUGUAUGAAAUAUUAUGUAAAGAGUUAAGAGCUUCAAAUGUUGCUGUGCAGUCCUUUUAAAAGAAGAAGUAUUGGAUUGCUCUUAGUAGCGUUUGUUACUGAAAACUUCUGUAUCAGUAUUAUAAAAAAAGUGCCACCGUGUCGCGUGAAAAGUCAAAUAACAGAAAAAACAGCAAAGUGUAUUUUAAAAAAAUGCAUUAAUGUAGCUUUUAGAUAUUUUGGUAUGACUUCGGGUUGGCUUUGCACAAGUACAAGGAGCACAACAAUAAUAAUUUAUUACACACACAACACGAGUAACUAAUGAUGUGUAGCAUUUCUGAGCUGAACUGAUGAACUCUAGCACCACAGAGGAUUCACACUUGUUGCAAAACAACACAGGGAAUGGGAAAUGUAGUCUGAGAGGUUUCUUUCUUGGGAUCAUUAUCGCAGCCUUUGGGCACUUUUACUGUUUUAUAGAAAUUAUUUUCAUAAGCCUGCAAACUUAUGCACAUUUACUAUAUCUACUCUCUCUGUUUAACACACACACACACAUGCACACACUUUCACACACUCAAAAGUGGGUUGUCCACUGCUUCCUGCACUAAUGUAGUUAUAGACAAACACACAUACAAGCACACACAGAGCACUGCACAAGUAUAACUGCACUAAGUAGGGAGGAGUUAGAGGGGUGAUGAUUGUGAAGAGUCCUGAAUCUCACAGUUGAAAUUCAGCCGUUUUACUUCUUUCUGUUUUUGGAUGAUUAUGAUAUGAUAGUGAUGAUUAUGAUGAUAAAGAUGAUGAUGUGGAGUGGGUGGAGGCAGUCCAGUGCUGUUGUUUUCUUCAGGCUGAUUUGAGGUCAGGUUUGCACUCUGGGGAAUAGAGCUGUUCUCAGAUCAGCUAGCACUGGACUUUUACUAGGGCCUGACUGAUACAUACUUUUGCUGAUAAUAUUGUCCGAUUAUUUUUUUUAUUAUUAUUAUUUAUUAUUAUUAACUACAUGCACAAGAAGAAUACCAAAUGCAACAAAUUAAAGCACAACACAAAAACAAAAAAUUAUAUGAAUCUUUUUUUUAUAUAUAUAUAUAUAAUUGUUCCAUAAUUUGUUACUCAAAUACUUACCAUAAUUAACAUGUUGCUUUAAUUUAUUUAAAAAAGUUAUAUAAUGGAUAUAAAUUAGGACAAAUAAUUACUCUUUAAAUUUGACAAUCAUAUUUAACCUAAUGAGUCAUAUGACCAGUAAUGACCCAUAUUUGACCUUAGAAUAAUUUGAUAAUUCUAACUGAUUUUAAAUCAUAUUAUACCACAGUUAGUUCCAACCCUGUAAUGUGGUUGGCUAAGAAGGCCAUCUAUGAGUGCCAUUAUCAGCUGGUAAUGCAUUGUAACCAAAGCUCUCCAUGUAUUACUCGAGGUUUGUGCUAUAACGCGUAACAUUGGCACAGCAUUGCCAAUAUUACGCGUUAUAGCACUUCCUCUCGUGUAUUAUUGCUUAAUUAUUAAAAAAUCUUUGUAGUGAAACAUGACUAAAAUAAAGCAUUACCAAAUUAAAACAAUUACUUCUUAAUAUAAUAUCGUUCUCAGUAUCAGUGAUCUGUAUCGUAUCGGUCAGGCCUUAACUCCACCUGAACUCUCCACUAGAGUUCCUGAUCCUCCUCAGGGUUCCCUAAAGGUGUUUAGGGUUGAGCUUUGGUGGGCACUGCCGUUACAGUGCCAAACUGGAGGACGGGUUACCUCCAGCAUACAUGCCUCACAAUGCACUGCAACUGGAAACAGUAAAACACUUGAGUAGCACGGUGUGUCGCGGUGAAGCCGUGACGGUCUUCCUCAGUACAAAGACCCCGACUGCAGCUGUUUUAGCGUUAGCGUGUCUGUGCUCGUAUUGGGAGCUGUGUUUGUUACAGUUUUUAUUGAGUAGGUUAGAACUUCCAAACCAGCCGACGACGUGCAUCACUGUGAACGCACUCCAACCCAGAACCAGCCAACCGAAAACUAUGCGUUUAAAACAAUCAGUCCUAUUGAUCAAUCAGUCACUGCUUUUCAAUGAAAUUUCACAGUUCAGUCAUUAAUCUUAAGUAAUUAUGAUCUGAGAUUUGCUUUGCUCUAAAAGAGAUAAAAGAAUACUUCAGAAUUCAGAUUCCUCAAAACAGCAACACUGAAAUCAUGAGUUAAACAUUGUAUUAAAAGGUUAGCGUAGCUUUGUGUUGAAUAUAAAAGCCUCAGCAGUUCUUGAAAACUGAGGUUUUGAUUUCUUUGACCAAAUUUGACUUGAAAAGGACUUGAAUUCCAUCCAUUCCUCUAAACUUUUUUUCUGCUUAAUUUACUUCAUUUAACAAAAAGCAUAAUCCAUCCUAGAGUCAUUGUUUUCUAAAGAAACGUUUUUACACCAAAUGGUGAUGAAUACUCUGUAACACUGUUUUUUUCACUGAGUUUUGAGAAGAUUUUGGGCUGAAAACUAGUUUUUUUCACCAUGUAUCAUUGACAUGGUAAAUAAACUUGGGAAGAAGUGCCAGAAAGUGACCACUUUUAAAGACAUUUUAGCUCCCCUGCUUCUAUAUUUUUUUGGUUUAUUUUUUAACAGGGUGUCUUAGGUCUAUAUUGUAUAUACUGUCAAUAAUAUGUAUUUGUGCAGUUUUGUAAAACUACAAAAAUGUUGCAUAAAAUGCAUAAAAAUGCUACUAUUUACAAAGAACAAUUUUUUUUUUAUUUAAUAUAGUGCAUUUAGUUACAAUUGGCAUCUAAAAUCUGUUAAAACAGAUAAUUCAACAAACUGUAUUAUUUUAAGUAUUAGGGUAAACAUGGGUAAAAUCUUGGUGGUCAUGGUAAUAUGGUGAGCAGUUACAAAUCAAGCCCCACUCUGAAUGUCUUCUCAUCUCAAAACAUCAUCGAACAUAAAAUAUGCGAGGACUAGUUUAGAGAUAUGGGUGGAAUUUCUCUUUAAGGCUUCACGUCAGUAUUAAUGACAGAUCCACACGUUUGCAGUGUGUUCUCUGCCUAAUCAAACGGGUUUUAAUCAGAGCGCCAUCUCCACGCAGUCCAGUCUUCAGUUGUAAAUGAGCUUUACGGCCGUGUUUGAGUUCAGCGUUGGGGGAUUGUGUGAGUAUGUGUUGGGGUGGGGGAAGGAGUUUAGCCUUUGUGUUGCUUGUCGUUUUCUUGUUUUGUUUAUUUGUUCGUUUUUUUUAUUAUUAUUAAAUGAGGCGAAACGGUCUCUGUUCAAGGUUGCUGGCUUGGCUGUUCUCAUGUAGUCGUCAUGUUGAGUUGGAAAAAAAGGAAACUGCUCUGAAAAAAAAAAUCUCAUUAAAAGAAAAAAAGAGUAAAAAAAAAGAAAUUGCAUUUGAAUAUUAUAAUAUCGUUUUUAAUCUCAGUGUCUCAGAGAUAUAUUGUUAUUGUUAUUGACAUCAAACAUUGCUAAACAUUAUUCAACUGCAUGAACAGUUUACUGCAAUCUGAAAUAUACAUUAUUGAUCUGUUUAUCAGAAGCACUUUUGCACUAAAAAAAGAAAAGAGUGCUGUUUGUUUGUUUGUGUCUAUGAACGCAGACCAACCUAAAAAAAAAAAAAAAAAAAAAUCAAGCAAUAUGUUACAAUAGAUCAGAAUUAGAGACUCAGACUGGAGCAAAAGUAGACGUGUGUGUGGAUCAGUAGACGUUAGUGGUCAGUAGUUGUUGUGGUGGGGUCGUGUUGGAGAAUCACUGUACUGUAAUUUUGAUAAAAGUUUGUAUUCUUCGGUCAGCUCGGUUCCGGCCCGGGAGUUGAGUCCGGUCUCAGAUCGGACUGUUCUGCUCGUUCGUUAUCUAAUGACGUUUAUAGUGAUGUUUCCAUGAAAUAAAACAUUUCUCAGCCAUGGAACAAA
Messenger RNA from Astyanax mexicanus (Mexican tetra), 8834 nucleotides. RefSeq names its product PI3K_p85B and PI3K_rbd domain-containing protein. The transcript has 23 exons. The record is from RefSeq and is a predicted model, not a curated record. Gene Ontology annotation, molecular function: 1-phosphatidylinositol-3-kinase activity; 1-phosphatidylinositol-4-phosphate 3-kinase activity. NCBI's taxonomy places the organism in Eukaryota, Metazoa, Chordata, Actinopteri, Characiformes, Acestrorhamphidae. Gene Ontology annotation, biological process: cell migration; phosphatidylinositol-3-phosphate biosynthetic process; phosphatidylinositol-mediated signaling. Gene Ontology annotation, cellular component: phosphatidylinositol 3-kinase complex, class IA; phosphatidylinositol 3-kinase complex, class IB; cytoplasm. Bases 326 to 3538 code for a protein of 1070 amino acids.